AUGGUUCAAUGUAUGCAACAAGACGGGUCUUGGGAGUGUGGGUUCAUGGUGGUUUGGUUUAUGUUCCAGUUUGUUUUAAAGAAGCGAUUUCAUUUUCCAAACAAUAUUUGGACCCAGAUAACAAGCGUAACACAAGAGGAAAUCGACAUGUUGGUUGAAAACAUCAUGACACGGUUUUUUAAGAUGCAACUUGAUUUAACUUCUGCUGUCAAAAAGCUUCAUGUAUUAAGUUCAAAAGAUCUUGGCAAGCUAAUAAGAGAUGCCAAAAAUGGUAUCAUUAAAUAUACUAUAAAUGGAUCAUCUAUUGAGAUAAAUGUGGAAAAUCUAGGAAGACUUCUUGUCCAGCACAUAAAAGAUAUUGUACCAUCACUUAAGCCAGAUGAGCAGCAUUUCAAAAAUUUGUUAAGUGGUUUAAAGUUAUUGCAUACUCUAUGUGAUAUUGCAUCCCACCACUCAACACUUGCGCGGGUUUUCGUUGAAGAUAUGGUUGUACAACAAGAGAUGCUUAAUACCAUAUUUAACAUGAUUCGUGCUCUUAGUCAGUUAGGAAAGAAAAUUAAUGGUCUAAGCCAGAUGGUCCUGUACUCAGCGCUGUUGUCUAAUAGUAUGUAUUUACUUAAAGCCUUCAUUUCGUCAGAGUGGAAAGACAUCGCUGAUGUUCUACUUGCACAUCCUGAGGUUGUCGACUUCACAACGGCAGCUCUUACUGCUGUCCGUUUAACUAUUAAUCUUCUUCAAGCGAAGCCGACAACACAGUGUAUUAACUCUCGCAUGCAGUCCAAUAAUGAAGUCUACUGUCUCUUCCAUCUUUGUGAAUCAUCUGUACAGUUUAUUCAAUCACUAUGCAAACAACUGUUAUUUCGGGAGCGCCUCGUUGAAAAGAAGGAACUAUGUGGAGGAGGUGCUGUUUUUCGGUUGGUUCAAGACACCUUAAACCUGCCACAGCAUGAUGAUCCAAUUCUUGAAAGUGUGGUUAAUAGGCUUAAAGCAAAAGUUUUAUCUAUCAUGCUACUUCUUUGUCAAGCCGAAAGCUCAUCUUUCGUGGAUAUGGCUUCCAGCACCCCUCAAAGCAAGGGUUUUGCUCAGGCAACAGUUUUGAAGGUGAUUGAAGAGCUAGAUACGAUGUGUGAUGGGGAUUUGAAAAGCCAAACAAAUGGACUUUUGCUACUUAAUGCAAUGAAGCUAACAGAAAUAUUCUCUGGUGCUUCUGGAUUCAAAAUUUUCAUAGUCCGUAACUUGACAGAACUUUUGACCCGAGUGCUUUCACAGCCUCAAAGAGAGUUCUUAUCCACUUGGUGUUCCUAUGAUCCUGAGCCUGCUGAAGAGGAGAUUGUUGUGGAUUUUAAUCCCACAUUAGCAGCUGGUCAUGUAUUGGGUUUGACCUCAGAAUUCAACGUCCAACAUUCUACUUGGAGUAACUGUCAGGCUCCUCAAACGCCUUACGCGAUUCAGAGGUCAUCGUUACUGGUCCAAGUUCUAGCCAAUCUCACAUGUUACCCCGAAGAGGACAAUGCUGGCUUUAUCAAUGGGUUUCUCGAGUGCUUGCAAACGGAAUCUUCUGAGUUACCUGGUGGUGCUGCUGACAGAACAGAUGCCGCAAGAAAAAACCUAUGUAUAUAUUUCGAUUUCAACACUUCCUUCAACUGA
This is a messenger RNA of Helianthus annuus (common sunflower), 1647 nucleotides long. RefSeq names its product nodulin homeobox-like. The record is from RefSeq and is a predicted model, not a curated record. Bases 1 to 1647 code for a protein of 548 amino acids. NCBI's taxonomy places the organism in Eukaryota, Viridiplantae, Streptophyta, Magnoliopsida, Asterales, Asteraceae. Gene Ontology annotation, molecular function: single-stranded DNA binding. The transcript is spliced from 13 exons. Gene Ontology annotation, biological process: flower development.